AGUCAAUUAACUACUAGAGUCUCCUAAUAUCAUCCUCGAAAAUCACCUACAAUUCCAUCAAUCUCAUCUAACCCAAGCACAACCAUCCACAAACACAAAACUCAUAUACGCGGGACCUUCUAACCUCCAACCGACCCCUCAUCCCCGCCUCCCGCGGGACCCAACACCACCCACCGCGGUGGAGCUCCGCGAAAAAAGUCCAUGGCCUUCGCGACAUCCACAACUUUCACACGCACAUUACUCCGCCCAUUCAUCUCAACCAACUUCGCAUCCCUAUCCCUUACUCCCACCACAGCCACAUCAACAACAAUCGCACGCACCAUGUCCUCCACCACAUCCACAUCCACCCCCCAAACCGCCACCGUCGCCGCCGGCUGCUUCUGGGGCGUGGAACACCUCUUCCGCAAACACUUCGGCAACGGCAAGGGCCUCCUCUCAGCGAAAGUAGGAUAUUGCGGUGGUCACAGUGCCUCGCCUUCUUACCGGGCAGUUUGUACGGGUGAUACUGGACACGCCGAAGCCCUCCAAAUGACCUACGACCCUAGCAUCGUGAGCUACCGCUCCCUGCUCGAGUUCUUCUAUAGAAUGCACGACGCCACGACGCUGAACCGCCAGGGUCCGGACGUCGGCACACAAUACCGCAGUGUGAUCUUCACGCAUAACGACGAGCAGGAGAAGAUUGCCACUGAGGUGACGGACAAGGUCAGCAAGGAGUGGUUCAAGCAGCCGGUUUCGACGGUCGUGGUGCCUGCGGGUCAGUGGUGGGAUGCGGAGGAGUAUCAUCAGUUGUAUUUGAAUAAGAAUCCCGAGGGGUAUGAGUGUCCGGCUCAUUUUGUGAGGUCGUUUCCUCCGCUUUCUGAGUAGGGUGGUGAUUGUUGGUGAGCUAUGG
Aspergillus vadensis CBS 113365 is the source of this 889-nucleotide messenger RNA. RefSeq names its product peptide-methionine-S-sulfoxide reductase. Gene Ontology annotation, molecular function: peptide-methionine (S)-S-oxide reductase activity. NCBI's taxonomy places the organism in Eukaryota, Fungi, Ascomycota, Eurotiomycetes, Eurotiales, Aspergillaceae. Bases 322 to 864 code for a protein of 180 amino acids. The transcript has 3 exons. The record is from RefSeq and is a predicted model, not a curated record.